This is a messenger RNA of Perkinsus marinus ATCC 50983, 2835 nucleotides long. RefSeq lists its product as hypothetical. The coding region runs from base 1 to 2835 and encodes 944 amino acids. The record is from RefSeq and is a predicted model, not a curated record. Gene Ontology annotation, molecular function: oxygen binding; heme binding. Gene Ontology annotation, biological process: oxygen transport. NCBI's taxonomy places the organism in Eukaryota, Perkinsozoa, Perkinsida, Perkinsidae. The transcript is spliced from 26 exons.
AUGCAGUCUGAUGAAGGCGGUAGAGAGAAGCUGCAUGUGGGAUGGGAUAUAGAGAAAAUGACGGAGUCGAUAGCAACGACUCAUCAGAAGAUACAGAAUUUGAAAACUGGCAUCACUGCGGUGGUCGGUGGGCUGAGACAGAUAAGACUAGCGGUGUCCCUAGCGCUGCCACCCUCUGGUGAGAAGCUCCAUCUGUUCGAGUCGAAAGUUUAUGCAGGGGAUCGGUCAAGUAGCGAGUUCAGAAGGAUUGAUGCGGAAGUGGCCCGGCGACGGUUGGAGCAGUUGAGGAAGGAAAUCGCCGACUACAAAGCACAAGUCUAUGAGCUGACUGAGACUGAGGAGAAUAAGAAACAUCUUCGAGGAGGGCUGAGGAGGAGAACUGUGGUUGAUGAUAAGACGAAGCCAUUAUUCGAGAGGUUGGGAGGUGUUACGGACAUUGAAUCUGCUGUUGAUUUAGUGUAUGAUAGAGCGCUGACUGAUACGCGUACUCGGGCUCACUUCGAGAAGGCUCAGAAGAAAAUGGGGCAAAUCAGAGAGCGCAUGCAGACCUUCGUAUUGAGCUAUACAGGGGGUCCGGCUAACUAUGGAGAGGAGGAUCUUAAACCGGUACACUACCAUAUGAACAUCCUGGACUUCCACUUUGAUGCGAUGCUUGAGCACUUCAAUGCGGCCUUAUUGGAGAUGGGUGCUCACCCGGAGGCUAUUGCAGAGUUCAUUCAGCUCUUAGGGAGGAUAAGAAAGUAUAUAACGACAGGGAGCACGGUGAGGAUGUCGAUGGCUCGAAAGGCGGCCGAGCAGCGAAGGGACGAGACGUUCCUCAGCCUGGGGGAAAGUGCGGGGAUAGCGAGGAUCAUGAAUCGAACAUACGAUAUCGUUCAGGUAGAUGACCGGCUUCGGAACUUCUUUAAAGGUAGGGAUAUGGACGCACUGAAAGAACAGCAAACACUGUAUAUGUGUGAGCUUCUGGGAGGGCCUAGGAUGUUCGACGGCAGCAGAAGUAUGUCGGAGAUCCAUGAGGGUUUGAAGAUCAACGACUACCUCUUUGACUGUUUCAUCAUGGACGCUGACCGUGCACUGCACAGUUUGAAUGUGAGUGAGGAGUUGCAUGAUAUCUUCAUUUCGAUGAUGGAAGAGCAACGGAAAUACGUCGUUCAAGGCCACAACAAGAAGGAUACGCAGAAGCUGGUGGAUGGGAAGACAAUCCUCGAGCGCAUUGGAGGGGAGAUGAACGUCGAGGCUGUUGUCGAGACUAUGUAUUUCGGCGCGGAACGCGAUCCUCGAAUAAAGUUCUUCUUUUUCAUGGACAAAGACAAAUUGGCAACAGUGAAACGGAAGGUCACUGAGUUCCUCUGUGGAGCCAUCGGGGAUCGAUCAACGAUCGAUAUUAAUAUUGUGCGAGCUGUGCAUUAUCCUAUGAAUAUCGGAGAUCAUCAAUUUGAUGCUCUUGUGGAGAAUCUCUCGACCUCGAUGGAACUAAUGGAAGUUGAGCACGAUGUUAGGGAGGACGUAUUAGGAGUCGUGAACCAUUUGAGGGGAGACAUUACGGCUGGUGCCACCAGUAGGUUGGAGAUUGCUCGUAGGAAGACUGAAUCCGCUGGCACCGAUGGUCUCUACAAGACUUUAGGAGCCGAUAGUGGAAUUGCUCGGUUCGUGGACGAGCUAUACAGUAUAUGCCUUGUUGAUGAGCGUAUCAAGAUGUUCUUCCAAGGCAGUAAACUUGAGGCGGUGAAGGCGGCCCAGACGGUGUACAUGCAGCAGCUGCUAGGGGGAGCUGUCGAGUACACCGGUCGUGAGCUGCGAAGGAUCCAUCAGACCCUCCUCAUUCAAGACUGGCAAUUCGAUGCCUUCCUGGACAACGCCCACAAGGCCCUUGCAGCUCUAGGGUUGGCUCGACUACCUCUCAAACGACCUCUUAUGGAGCCCUCAGACGUGAACAGACAAUUUGAUGUGAAGCAGAUGAUCAAAGAUGCUCAUAAGAAGCCUCUUUACGAGCGAAUCGGAGGGGAAGUAACUGUUGCGAGGUUGUGCGAAAGUAUGUAUGCUGCUGCCCUGGAGGAUGAUCGUCUGCGAUUCUUCUUUGAGAAGAACAAAGCCAAGGUCCAGUCGAUCAAGAAGAAGAUGACACAAUUCAUUUGUGGUGCCAUCGGAGGCGCGUCGACUUAUGAUGUGGCCGAUCUACGACCAGCACACUAUUCGAUGAACAUCGCCUCUCACCACUUCGACACCAUGCUCUCUAUUAUCAAGGAGAUUUUGACGGUGGAGCUGGAGCUUAGCAAGGCGGAUGUGAGGGAGGUCCUCAAGGCCAUGCAACCUGUUAGAGGGGAUAUUAUCAACGGAUUUACCGUUCGAUCGGAGAUAGCGCGAAAAUCUACUGAAGACGGUCUCGACCAAAUGUUCCUCAGGUUAGGUGAAGCUGACGGCAUAGCACGAGUUGUGAAUUCUCUGUUCUCGAUCCUCGGCACUGACGCACGAAUUAAACGGUUUUUCAAAGCAGAGAAGCGAGAGCAGUUGAAGCAAGGAGUUACGGUCUUCUUAGUCGACAGGUUCGGUGGACCUAAGGACUACGAAGGUCGUGAUCUCGCAGUGGCUCAUGAAGGGCUCGGCAUCUCCGACUAUCAUUUUGAUGCCUUCGUGUCCGACUUCCUGAGAGCUCUGAGCGGCAGUGGUGUGGAAGACACUGUUGUUGAUGAGCUUGUUGUGACUUUGGAGCCUUUGCGCUCAGAGGUGCUUGGUCGUAGAGAUGAAAUUAACGCGGUGGUGGUGAAGAAUGGUCACACGCUGUUCGAAAGGCUUGGGGGAGAUGAACAAUUGGAGACUUUAACUGACGUCUUGUGA